AACAGCUAUAUAAACAACACACUAUAUAGUACUAUAUCAGUGCAGUAUCAAAAUCAAAGAAAAGCAACGAAAGUGUCUAGUGUAUCACAUUCACAUCAUUCAUCAUGCUAUCAUCAAAAUCAAAAGCUCUAUUUUUCAUCUUCAAGAUAUUAAUAUUGAAUAUCAUCACACCAGUGAUGAUACAUGCAUGUGGAACAUGCACACCAAAUCCACCGAAACAUCCAAAACAUCCACCGCAUCACGGCGGAGGAAAAGGACGGCCAAUAGUGAUUCCUCCUCCUGUUGUUGUCGUGCCGCCCAUAAUCGUCACUCCACCACUGCUACCACCUCCGACGAUCAUAUAUCCUCCACCAACAGUCUCUCCUGUUUUUCCUCCACCAGCAAUUCAACCGACUUGUCCAAUCGACGCACUCAAACUUGGACUUUGUUUGGAUGUUCUUGGAGGCCUUGUUCAUGUUGGAAUCGGAAACCCUGCGGAGAAUGUGUGUUGUCCUGUUAUUCAAGGAUUGGUUGAUCUCGAAGCUGCUAUUUGUCUUUGUACUGUUAUUAGGGCUAAGGUUCUUAAUCUCAAUAUUUUCCUUCCUCUUGCUCUUCAACUUUUAGUCACUUGUGGGAAAACUCCUCCUCCUGGUUUUGUUUGUCCACCUCUCUAAACUAUAAGAAAGCUCUACAACAUGCAUGCAUGCUGCAUGCAUUAUCCAUAUAUACUUUGUACUAUCAAAGCUUUUAGUAAUUUAGGUAAUGCCUAGUUAAUUUCUCUUCUAAAUCAUGCGUUUUUUCCUUCUAUUAGAAUUUUCGGGUUGAUGUAAUGUGUGUAAGUACUAUAUUAUGCGUUAGUGUAUUAUCUCCUUCUAUC
Lathyrus oleraceus (garden pea) is the source of this 856-nucleotide messenger RNA. RefSeq names its product 36.4 kDa proline-rich protein. NCBI's taxonomy places the organism in Eukaryota, Viridiplantae, Streptophyta, Magnoliopsida, Fabales, Fabaceae. The record is from RefSeq and is a predicted model, not a curated record. The coding region runs from base 105 to 653 and encodes 182 amino acids. The transcript has a single exon.